UGGGAACCAGGUUAGCGCUUCACAGAAAGUGUGGCAGUCGACAGCGCAGAGGCUCAGCGUUGCAGCUCAUGCGCGGUGUGACCUCUGCAGUAUAGAGCCAACCAUCUCUAACGAUUCCUCUACGAUAUUUAAUGAUGUUGAUUUCCAUGACUGGAAAAAUAACUUGGUUAUAAGGAAACACUUGUACGUUUGUAGACGCAGUUCAGUAGUUCAGAGGGCUGACAGGAGUACUGUUCACUUCGACUCGGUGCGACCAUCCAGGUUGAUGGUAAACGAUGGCGCUAAAAGCAAGAGCACUAUACGACUUUAAUUCGGAAAACCCCGGAGAGAUAUCCGUGAAGGAGAACGAGAUUGUGACUCUGUAUAGCGAACAGGACAUCGAAGGCUGGUUUGAGGGUGCCAACAGCAAAGGGGAUAAGGGAUUAUUCCCUGCGUCCUACGUGGAGAUAGUAAAGAACGACACCGCGUCCGCCGCUGUCGUCAACAACAACAACAGCAGCACAUCUGGGCAUGCUCCCCAGGGCUCUCGGUACGCCAAUGUAUCCACCGGAGGCUUCGAUGCCUCAUAUCAACCUCCGAAUAAAGUUGAGAGCUCUUCAUCUCCGGGAUACCCCGGGUUCUCACCCCCGGGUCAAGCAUCACAGCAUAACGUCUAUCCCGACACCAGCCAAGGCAGUGAGGAUGAUUGGUACGAUGACUGGGAUGACAGCUCCACGGUGGCCGAUGAACCACCGGUCGGAGUCCCUCGGGAUUUUGACGUACCUUCGAAAUACAGGGUGUCCUCGGUGCCGAGAGGCGGUGCACAGCAGGCGAAAAGUUCCGCCACCGUCGGUAAGAAUUUGAACAGGUUCUCCACCUUUGUGAAGUCAGGAGGCGAAGCGUUUGUGCUGGGGGAAGCGGCGGGCGAUGUGAAAGACUGGGACAGACUCUGCGUGGUGAUGGGUCAGUAUGGCCCGCAGUGGCAGGAUAACCCCUACCCGUUUGCCUGUACCAUCGAUGACCCCACUAAGCAGACCAAGUUUAAAGGUAUGAAAAGCUACAUAUCUUACAAGCUGACACCAACGCACACUCAAACCCAGGUGAACAGAAGGUAUAAGCACUUUGACUGGCUUUACGCCCGCCUGGUCGAGAAGUUCCCUGUCAUCUCCGUGCCGCACAUCCCCGAGAAGCAGGCCACCGGGCGCUUCGAGGAGGACUUCAUCUCCAAGAGGAGGAAGGGCCUCAUAUGGUGGAUGGACCAUAUGACCAGUCACCCUGUGUUGUCCAAAUGCGACGUGUUCCAGCACUUUCUCACCUGCAACAGUACGGACGAGAAGGCCUGGAAGCUGGGCAAGAGGAAAGCUGAGAAAGAUGAGAUGGUGGGCGCCAACUUCUUCCUCACCAUCAGCACCCCCGUUGCGCCUAUGGACCUCCAAGAGGUGGAGAGUAAGAUCGACGGCUUCAAGACCUUCACUAAGCGGAUGGACGAAGGAUCCAUGCAGCUGAACGUCACCGUCAGCGAGUUCGCCCGCAAACAGAUCAGUGGUUUUAAGAAGGAGUACCAGAGAGUGGGCCAGUCCUUUAAGAUCCUCAGCCAAGCCUUUGAGUUGGACCAGCAGCCGUACUCUGUUGGACUUAACCGAGCCAUCUCCAUCACUGGGGAUGCCUAUGAGGCGAUUGGGGACUAUUUUGCUGAGCAGCCCAGCAAAGAUCUUGAUCCAAUCAUGGAUUUGUUAGCACUUUACCAGGGCCACCUGGCAAACUACCCAGACAUCAUCCACGUCCAGAAAGGUGCCCUUACGAAGGUGAAGGAGAGCCAGAAGCACGUGGAGGAGGCAAAGAUGGAGGCCCCACAGGCGGAAGGCAUCAAGGAGCGCUGCAACAUCAUCUCCUUUGCCACCAUGGCGGAGAUCCAGCACUUCCACCAGAUCCGCGUGCGCGACUUCAAGACCCAGAUGCAGCAGUACCUUCAGCAGCAGAUCGGCUUCUUCCAGAAAGUCACGGGCAAGCUGGAGGAAGCCCUGCAGAAGUAUGAUGACGCCUAGUAGGCUGCUGUCGCUGAAGAUGACCCCCCCCCCCCCCCCCCCCCCGCCUCUCCACUUGUGAUGGGGUCGGCACCUCUCUGUCCUCACGAGCGGUGACUGCUUAGCCUCCUGCUAGCCUAGCGCCGCAAUGCUAGGGCGGCUGCUUUUCCGUUCUUUCUUUCUUUCCAGGGAAACGUACGAGGAGUGGACACACUUCCGUUGUUUUGAAAUUAAUAACCACGGAUCCCCGCUGAGUUCAUGGUUGAUUCAGGUUCAACCUCAAGUGAAGAAGAAGAAGAAGAAGAAGAAGAAGACCGAAACAAUCAGAAUGACAGUUCAGAAAAGACAUGGAGCUAACUGCCUCUUCUUCAGAUGUGCUAUUUGGUAAUGUACAUGGUGCUUUUCCAGCUCUUUUUAAUCACUCCAGUGUCCGACUGAUGCUUUUAAAUGACUCAUUUUCCUGAGCAGAAACACCUGGACUGCAUCCAGAAGCGGUGUAAUCCACCAGGGGGUCUUGUGUGCUGCCACGUACACCUGUUCCACACGCGCUGGCCACAAUGAAUGUUUACAGUCCGCCCGAUAGUCCCAGCACCCACUGUCACUACUGUCUCACUGUGCCUUCUCUUUUUUGUUAGCAGGCUGAAGGAUUUUUUUUAUAAAUAUAGAUAUAUAGAUAUAUAUCUAUAUGUAGACUAAUUUUAGCCAGAUUUGUUCUUGUUAAGGUUUUUUCCAGUCUUUCCAGAGGAGGGUAUGUAGAUGGGUGACUCAGCUUCGGGGGUCUUUGGGAGGAGUUACCAUGGGAACCGAUGAAGGAGGACCCCCCCCCCCCACCCCAGGGGAAGCACUAGGCGGCACCACUAAAGCUUUCUCGGUUGUUAGACUGUUCUCUAGCCAGGAAGAGGAUUUCUCGCCUGUUUUCACAUCCACCGAACACACACACAUACAAUUGCACACACUCUUUCUUAAUAAAGCAAAUGUAUGGACAGUUCGGUUCACCUGGAUGGCUGUAUUGUAAUUUAUAUGCUGGUUGCAUAGUAAAGACUUAAGGUAGAAGUGAAGAAAUAAAACAUAUUCUUCAAAUACAGAG
Messenger RNA from Gadus macrocephalus (Pacific cod), 3090 nucleotides. It is a transcript of the gene snx18a, whose product is annotated as sorting nexin 18a. The transcript has 2 exons. Gene Ontology annotation, cellular component: plasma membrane; cytoplasmic vesicle. Bases 276 to 2024 code for a protein of 582 amino acids. Gene Ontology annotation, biological process: mitotic cell cycle; plasma membrane tubulation; protein transport. Gene Ontology annotation, molecular function: protein binding; phosphatidylinositol binding. Lineage: Eukaryota; Metazoa; Chordata; Actinopteri; Gadiformes; Gadidae. The record is from RefSeq and is a predicted model, not a curated record.